GCCACAAGCCUUUCCGCCUCCCCAGCCUGCCUAGGUGCUGGGAGCUGGGAGCUGGAUUAUGGUGGCCUGAGCAGCCGACGCAGCCGUAGGAGCCCGGAGUCCCUGUCGGUCCCCAAGCUGCAAAGCCCGCCUGGAAGACCCCGAAAGCUACGGGCUCGGAUAGCCAUGCCCGCCCCUCCCAGCCCCACAAGGGGCCCGAUCCCCCCGCUGGCGGCCGGCGUCCAGAUGUAGCUGGGUCCCCUGGAUCGCCAUCGUCGUCUCCUCUCGUGCGCUACGGAUUUCUCCUGCCCACUCUCCGCCGCCUGGACCGGGAACUGAGCGAGGGGCCUGCAGACUCUGCAGUCCUGAUGCCGCCGAGGCCGCUCUCCUGAGAGAAGCCACCACCACCCAGACUUAGGGGCAGGCAAGAGGGACAGUCACCAACCGGACCACAAGGCCCGGGCUCACUAUGGCCCCAGCGCUGCACUGGCUCCUGCUAUGGGUGGGCUCGGGAAUGCUGCCUGCCCAGGGAACCCAUCUCGGCAUCCGGCUGCCCCUUCGCAGCGGCCUGGCAGGGCCACCCCUGGGCCUGAGGCUGCCCCGGGAGACCGACGAGGAAUCGGAGGAGCCUGGCCGGAGAGGCAGCUUUGUGGAGAUGGUGGACAACCUGAGGGGAAAGUCCGGCCAGGGCUACUAUGUGGAGAUGACCGUAGGCAGCCCCCCACAGACGCUCAACAUCCUGGUGGACACGGGCAGUAGUAACUUUGCAGUGGGGGCUGCCCCACACCCUUUCCUGCAUCGCUACUACCAGAGGCAGCUGUCCAGCACAUAUCGAGACCUCCGAAAGGGUGUGUAUGUGCCCUACACCCAGGGCAAGUGGGAGGGGGAACUGGGCACCGACCUGGUGAGCAUCCCUCAUGGCCCCAACGUCACUGUGCGUGCCAACAUUGCUGCCAUCACUGAAUCGGACAAGUUCUUCAUCAAUGGUUCCAACUGGGAGGGCAUCCUAGGGCUGGCCUAUGCUGAGAUUGCCAGGCCCGACGACUCUUUGGAGCCCUUCUUUGACUCCCUGGUGAAGCAGACCCACAUUCCCAACAUCUUUUCCCUGCAGCUCUGUGGCGCUGGCUUCCCCCUCAACCAGACCGAGGCACUGGCCUCGGUGGGAGGGAGCAUGAUCAUUGGUGGUAUCGACCACUCGCUAUACACGGGCAGUCUCUGGUACACACCCAUCCGGCGGGAGUGGUAUUAUGAAGUGAUCAUUGUACGUGUGGAAAUCAAUGGUCAAGAUCUCAAGAUGGACUGCAAGGAGUACAACUACGACAAGAGCAUUGUGGACAGUGGGACCACCAACCUUCGCUUGCCCAAGAAAGUAUUUGAAGCUGCCGUCAAGUCCAUCAAGGCAGCCUCCUCGACGGAGAAGUUCCCGGAUGGCUUUUGGCUAGGGGAGCAGCUGGUGUGCUGGCAAGCAGGCACGACCCCUUGGAACAUUUUCCCAGUCAUUUCACUUUACCUCAUGGGUGAAGUCACCAAUCAGUCCUUCCGCAUCACCAUCCUUCCUCAGCAAUACCUACGGCCGGUGGAGGACGUGGCCACGUCCCAAGACGACUGUUACAAGUUCGCUGUCUCACAGUCAUCCACGGGCACUGUUAUGGGAGCCGUCAUCAUGGAAGGUUUCUAUGUCGUCUUCGAUCGAGCCCGAAAGCGAAUUGGCUUUGCUGUCAGCGCUUGCCAUGUGCACGAUGAGUUCAGGACGGCGGCAGUGGAAGGUCCGUUUGUUACGGCAGACAUGGAAGACUGUGGCUACAACAUUCCCCAGACAGAUGAGUCAACACUUAUGACCAUAGCCUAUGUCAUGGCGGCCAUCUGCGCCCUCUUCAUGUUGCCACUCUGCCUCAUGGUAUGUCAGUGGCGCUGCCUGCGUUGCCUGCGCCACCAGCACGAUGACUUUGCUGAUGACAUCUCCCUGCUCAAGUAAGGAGGCCCGUGGGCAGAUGAUGGAGACGCCCCUGGACCACAUCUGGGUGGUUCCCUUUGGUCACAUGAGUUGGAGCUAUGGAUGGUACCUGUGGCCAGAGCACCUCAGGACCCUCACCAACCUGCCAAUGCUUCUGGCGUGACAGAACAGAGAAAUCAGGCAAGCUGGAUUACAGGGCUUGCACCUGUAGGACACAGGAGAGGGAAGGAAGCAGCGUUCUGGUGGCAGGAAUAUCCUUAGACACCACAAACUUGAGUUGGAAAUUUUGCUGCUUGAAGCUUCAGCCCUGACCCUCUGCCCAGCAUCCUUUAGAGUCUCCAACCUAAAGUAUUCUUUAUGUCCUUCCAGAAGUACUGGCGUCAUACUCAGGCUACCCGGCAUGUGUCCCUGUGGUACCCUGGCAGAGAAAGGGCCAAUCUCAUUCCCUGCUGGCCAAAGUCAGCAGAAGAAAGUGAAGUUUGCCAGUUGCUUUAGUGAUAGGGACUGCAGACUCAAGCCUACACUGGUACAAAGACUGCGUCUUGAGAUAAACAAGAACCUAUGCGAUGCGAAUGUUUAUACUCCUGGGGGCAGUCAAGAUGAGGAGACAGGAUAGGAUAGAGACAGGAAGGAGAUGGUAGCAAAACUGGGAAAGGCAGAACUCUGAUCACUUUCUAGUUCCAAGUUUAGACUCAUCUCCAAGACAGAAGCCCAUCUGGACUAAGAGGUAUCAUUCCCCAAUGUGCCUGUGGUUGUAGUCUGAACUGAAAUGAAAUGGGGGAAAAAGGGCUUAUUAGCCAAAGAGCUCUUUUUAACACUCUUAGAGGAACAGUGCUCAUGAGAAAAGUCCCACUGGACAGAUGAAUUCCUAUCUUGUUAAUUCUGUCUCUCUCUGCUUCUUCAACAUGCUAAGUGGCACCAAAAUGACCCAACCCCAAGGUCUUAGGUGCCCUAUGGGACAACAGUUAGAAUAUUGUAGGGCUAGGGAUGGUCUUCCCAGCAUAGGUUCACUCCAACCAAGGUGCUAAAAGGAACAGACAGGAGAGUCCUCCUCUCUGAUCCACAAAGGCAGAGCCCUCAAGAUUCAUCCAGCAGGGUUAGGGCUGAUGCAUUUGCCUCUGCCUGGAUUUUGUUUUUAUUUUCUUUCUUUUUGCCCAGUGGUACAAAACGAUAAGCUCUUUAUGGAAUACUGAGUGGGUUCAUUCCUCUCUUGCCCUCUCCAAUGGCCCCUCUAUUUAUCUGGCUAAGGAAACACCACGCAUUGGCUAGUAUUAAACAGCAACUGUAAGAUAGAGGGCUUUCUGUUCUAUGUCAUUGCCUUCAGUAUCAAGGCUGCCUGGAGAAAGGAUGGCAGCCUCAGGGCUUCCUUACUUUCUUCUCCUUUCCUGACAGAGCAGCCUUUCUGUCCUGCUCUCUGCUGCCCCUCCCAAUAUAAUCCAUGGGUACCCAGGCUGGUUCUUGGGCUAGGUUGUGGGGGCCACACUCACCUCUUCCCUGCCAGUUCUAACACGACAGACAUGAAGCCAGUGUUAGUGGGAAGAGCUGGGUUUUCCCAGGAUGACCACUGCAUCCUCUCCUGGUACGCUCUACACUGCUUUCAGGCUGGGGACCUGCCAAGUGUGGGACAGUUGAUGAGGAAGAGACAUUAGCAGGGCCUCUGGAGUUGCUGGCCCAGCCAGCUGCCCACAAGCCAUAAACCAAUAAAAUAAGAAUCCUGCGUCACAGUUUCCAGCUGGGUCCUCUUCCUUGCCCUCGCACUGGUGCUGCUCUGGCUGAGUAGGAAUACACCCACAGACUGCCAGGAAGAUGGAGACUGUCCGCUUCCGGCUCAGAACUACAGUGUAAUUAAGCUUCCAGGAUCACUACCAUGAAAACGCCGCAUUCUGCUUUAUCAUUUCUACCCAUGUUGGGAAAAACUGGCUUUUUCCCCAUUUCUUUACAGGGCAAAAAAAAAAAAAAAAAAAGGGAGAGAGAGAGAGAACUCAACCUAGUUGUUAUUUACCCUAGUAACUGGUGUUCUAUUUUUUUUUAAAGGGGGAAAAUUUGCAUUUAUUUUUCUUUUGAUGGUUAACUCCUUUGUAUCAUAAAAUUAUGAACUCUGAUAUGUAAAACAGAAAAAAAUCUUGACAACAGCUUCUCGCUUGUAAAAAUAUGUAUUAUACAGCUCUAUUUUCAAAGUCUCCUGAAAAAUGACUGACCUAUCUCCACUGUAUGUGGGGCUUUGCUACCGUCUGUAUGAACGGAGGCCCAGUGGGCAGAGGUGAUACAAACAGGCAUGGCAGACUCUGAGUGUUUUUCUGACUGUUUCUCUGCAAAGAUAGAGCCACAGUGAUGAGGCUCCAACUGUGGAGGUCCACUCUCCAAAAUGCUGCCUUUCUGGGGCUCGCUCUGAGAGACAGCUUGGCCCCAUCAUUCCUGCUUUUUUUCUUCUCUACUCUUUUGGCUUCUAAGAUUUUUUUUUAAAAGAAAAGUAGUUUUUUUCUUACUUUCUUUUUUCCUUUCUGUCUUCUUUUUGUCUGUCUGUCUUUCUCUUUUCUUUUCUUUGACAGCAUCUCAUGUAGAUCAGGCUGGCCUCAAACUUGUAGCAACGUUCCUGCCUUUGCCUCCUGAGUGCUAGGAUUACAGGUGUGUGCCACAACUCCUCCUCGAUAGAAACCGUGUGUGUGUGUGUGUGUGUGUGUGUGUGUGUGUGUGUGUGUGUGUGUGUGUGUGUGUGUGUGUGUGAUUACAUGCGUGUCUGUAGGGGAAGGGGCCAGGAGGAUGAGAUAUGGUCUCAUGUAGCUCAGGCUAGCCUUGAACUCCUGACCCUCCUGUGUGUCCACCUCCCAUAUGCCAUGAUUACAGGCUUGUGCCACUAUGUUUAACUAAACACAACAUUCUUUAUGCUCACUUUCAAUGUACAGUUUUCAGGUGACAGUGAGGUACUACAUAGCUAGUGCUGGAUGCUGCACAGUUGAAGGGAGAGAGCAAUCUUAAGACAGAAAAUGAAUGAAUGAAUCUGCCACAUGAAAUAAACAAAGGAAGUAGACUUCCAUUUUGCCACCUUUUUCUGUUCAAGUAGUACCAAACUGGAGACAAGAAGACAGAAGUACUUCAUUAACCAAAGAAAGGAGGUCACCUGACCUCUAAAAAGGAAGACUCAGGCCAUUCCCCCUUAAAGAUUUUAAGGUAACCCUGGGAAGUCCACCCCUAAUCAUGCUUAUCAAUCAACCUGGACAAUAAGGCAAGAGAAAAGAAUUCAUCCAUGAGCUCAUAGGCAAGGCAGAGAAAAACAAGAGAAUUUAGUUAGCUCAGAAAGGACAAAGUCUUUGCUAUCCUAACAGAAACUGCUAGACUCAAUAAGCACCCCCAGUCCCAGGAUGGGAAAACAUCAAUUGUCAGUAGCAUGUUACCCUUCCCCCAGAUGCAUUUUUUCUCAAUUAACACUUGUUUAAUUCUGAAAAAAGAAGGUAAUUAAAACCAUUUCCUGUAGGAGUAAAGAUAAAGAUUGGGAAAGACUCAAGGUUCUCAGAGCCACAGCUGUCUCAGACAUAAAAACCAGAAGAACUCAGUAAGUGGCGGUGGCAAACCUAUCUUCCUCCAGAUGGGAAUCCACAAAGCAUAGCUUACAACUGUACCACCUUCCUUCAUCUCACUGUCUCCACUGUAUUCUAGACAGGGAAUGUAUCCUUCAUAGCGUUCUUGAUUGAUAAAUGAAGUCCAACAUCCCACGAUUAUUCUGCAAGUAAUUUUGCACAGACAUCUCACCCCAGUGCCUGUCUGGAGCUCACCUAAGGUCACCAAAUCACUUGGUGGUGAACCAAUUGCCUUAACCUUUGGGGGGAGGGGAUAGCUAGAUUAGGAAACCAGAGGAAUGGAAGGGUGAGCACUUUGCAAGCCUGGCUGGUCAGUGCUUAGUGGAGGCUAAACCAGUAGCAACAAGGGAUGGUGGCUUGGCCCAGGGGAAAAAUCUGUGAAUUGUGCUUUUCUAUCUAGAAAGCAGAGUAGACAGAAGAUGGUGGGAGAAAUGGAACCUGAUUUUGUUGUUCUUGGACUGUGGAUUUUACUGACAUAAAACAGAAUAUCCUGUAUACCUGAUAUCAAUGUAUAAAUAAUGAGGAUUAACACAGUAAAAUGUUCAAU
Molecule: messenger RNA, 6055 nt
Organism: Mus musculus (house mouse)
Lineage: Eukaryota; Metazoa; Chordata; Mammalia; Rodentia; Muridae
Gene: Bace1
Product: beta-site APP cleaving enzyme 1
Exons: 9
Coding region: 449-1954 (501 amino acids)
Biological process (GO): cellular response to manganese ion; membrane protein ectodomain proteolysis; prepulse inhibition
Cellular component (GO): plasma membrane; late endosome; neuronal cell body
Molecular function (GO): aspartic-type endopeptidase activity; peptidase activity; enzyme binding
Source: RefSeq, marked reviewed